This is a messenger RNA of Actinia tenebrosa (Australian red waratah sea anemone), 1949 nucleotides long. Its product is annotated as eukaryotic translation initiation factor 2 subunit 1. Gene Ontology annotation, molecular function: RNA binding; ribosome binding; translation initiation factor activity. Gene Ontology annotation, cellular component: eukaryotic translation initiation factor 2 complex; eukaryotic 48S preinitiation complex. Gene Ontology annotation, biological process: translational initiation. The record is from RefSeq and is a predicted model, not a curated record. Lineage: Eukaryota; Metazoa; Cnidaria; Anthozoa; Actiniaria; Actiniidae.
CCCUCGUCUGUUCCAUUGCAUCAGUCUUUUCACAUGGUGGAUUUUUACUGAUCGAAAAAUCCGAAAAAGUCUUCAAAAUGCCGAUCGGUUGUAGGUUUUACAAGCAUAUCUAUCCCGAAGUGGAUGAUGUGGUGAUGGUAAAUGUCCGUAGUAUAGCUGAGAUGGGUGCUUAUGUCAAUCUGUUGGAGUAUAACAACAUUGAAGGGAUGAUCUUGCUCAGUGAACUCUCAAGAAGACGAAUUCGUUCCAUUAAUAAGCUUAUUAGAGUCGGUAGGAACGAGUGUGUGGUUGUUAUCCGUGUGGAUAAAGAUAAAGGCUACAUAGAUUUAUCAAAAAGACGUGUUUCCCCAGAAGAAGUAAAGAAGUGCGAAGAAAAGUUUACAAAAGCUAAAACGGUAUACAGUAUUUUAAGACAUUGUUCAGAAAUCCUGGGAUAUGAAUCAGAUGAUCAACUUGAAGAGCUCUACGAGAAGACAGCUUGGUACUUUGACCAAAAAUACAAAACCCCUGGCAGCUCAUAUGAUGCUUUUAAACUCGCUGUAGCAGAUCCCGCAGUUUUAGAUGAAUUGGAUCUUGAUGAAAAGACCAAAGAAACUCUUCUUGCAAACAUCAAGAGAAGACUAACACCACAAGCUGUGAAGAUUCGUGCCGACCUGGAGGUGGCUUGUUAUGGUUAUGAGGGAAUCGAUGCUGUAAAACAAGCAUUAAGGAAGGGACUUGAUUGCUCCACCGAAGAAAUACCAAUCAAGGUAAACCUUAUAGCUGCACCUCUCUAUGUAAUCACAACUACAACCCUGGACCAUGAGGAAGGACUGAAAAGCCUCGUACAAGCAGUAGACGCAAUAAAAACCUCAAUAAAGAAGUCAGGAGGAGAGUUUACUGAGAAAGCUCCACCUAAAGUAGUGACAGAAACAGAUGAAAUAGAGUUGGCAAAACAAAUGGAAAGGCUUGAGAAGGAGAAUGCAGAAGUUGAUGGCGAUGAUGACAAUCCUGAUGAUGAAGAGAUUAUGGACGACAUGUAAACCAUGCUACAAGGGAAAAUGUCAAAUGUACAAGAACAAUAUCUGAAUAACAAAAAUCUUACAUGAAAAUCUAUUAAAGCCUUAUAUACUUGUCUUAUGCACCCAUGUCGAACUUUGGCCGAGUUGACCUUCCAAAGAAAAACAAGGUCAACUAAUAAGAUUUGAGAGUUAAGCUUUUGACCAGCAUUAUGUAUUGGAAUGAAUUUGGACAAGCUGACACUAAUGUUGAAUGGACAUUAUAAAUCCUUUUGAAGUGUUUUGAAACUGGUUAGAAUGUCUGGUUAUUUGAUGGUGUACUAUGCAACAAGGGCACAUGCAGGGUUUUAAAUAAGGGGGUCACUCCCCAUUCAACAUAUCCAUCCCUCCAAAAACAUAAAUGCUAUAAAUAAUCUACCUUUGGGAAAGGGUGCUGCAGGAACCCCCCUGGUUCUGUUCAUGCUUCUUCUGCAGUUUGGUGUAACUGGUACAGUUGUUGCAUUUAACAGUCUUAAAGGAUGCUAAAAUUUCUAACAACAAUCCAACCAUGACUACAUGAAUACCAUAUUUAAGAGCAGCAGUACUUUUAUUAGUACUUGACUAGAAUAAAAUUUUUGAUUUGAAAAAUCUGAAAACCUUUAGAGUAUUUUACUUUCUUGUGAGACAAAAACAAUAGUGAUUAAUGUUUUAGAGAAAACAAAACAAGGCAAUAAUUUGGUGUCUACUACAAUCUAUAGGCUACUAACUGCUUCACAGGGAAAGUAAAAUCUCAUAUUCCCUACCACUAAUAAUUUAUUUAACAAAUUAUAUUAUUGGUAUAUUUUCGAUUAUCAGGCUCGUCACUGUUAGGAAUGUCAGCUGGUAAAAGUGGUUUAGUGAACAGCAAAGUACAUAAAUAUUGUAAAGUAUGAAUUGUUGCAUAUUCUCAAUACAGUUUUACUAGUCUCAGAA